AUGGGAAGUGUUACUUUGACAGAAAGAGUGAGGAUAUUGUCGAAGAGGCCGGAGAAUAGAACUUGUGCUGACUGUGAACAACUUGGCCCUACGUAUGUAAACUGCACAAUUGGAUCAUUUGUGUGUACGACAUGUUCGGGCAUUCUUCGCGGACUUAACCCGCCUCAUCGGAUCAAAUCAGUCGGUCUUUCCAAGUUUACUCUCCAAGAAGUCGAAUUCAUGGAACAAUAUGGCAAUGAAAACGUAGAAGGGAAGUGGAUGGGUAAAUACGAUCAGCGAUGUGGGAAGAAAGUGUCCAAAGAUUCACCUUUAUACAGAACUUAUUUAGAAGAUAAAUAUGAGCGAAAAUGUUGGUUUGAUGACGCGUUCAAACGCACUCCAAAAACUGAAAAGGUUGAGGAGAAACAGAGGCCAAAGAAUGCUUCUCGGUCCAACUCUGGAACAUACAGUACAUACAGUCGCGAUGCGGACAGUGAAAUUCAAUUGAAUCGGAAUGAUUUGUAUUCGGCUUCUCUUGGAGGAGACUCUGGCUUCUCAAAUGAUGAUUUCUUCGCCGACUUCGAUUCUGUUAACUGGCAAACGAUCAAUGAUAAGGAGAGCAACAAGCCAUCAGCUAACUGUUCCAACAGUCUGGUCGAGCCAUUCCAGUCCAUGUCUUUUUCGAGUGGUGACGACUUUAGAGCGUCGAAAGCAGCACCAUCUUUACCAACACCAGUGAUCUUCUCCCAACAGUCUUUCUCAGCAAACACCAUGACUCCUCAUUCUACGCAGCCCGUUCAAAAUCAAAUGUAUUCUUCACCAGCGCAAAGAAAUCCAUUUCUUGAUCCCCAGACAACAUCUCUCACUACUCAAAACCAGACUUUAAGUAGUCAAGAAAUUCAACAUUUUCAUCCCCAAAACGUUUUCGCGUCCCCACAUGUCCAACAAACUUUAAUGUAUCAUAAUCAGAGCUCUUCGCCAGCUACAAGCAGUGCUGAUCGCUACUCUGCCCUAGCUGACCUCGACGCUUCCGUAAAAGCAGAGGCGAUGAACGCUCGCCGAGCAAAGCUCCAAAAGCAAGUGUCGGUUGGGCAGCAGAUCUUCGGCGCUGCUCCUAGCUCUGCGAACCCCUUUCUCAACCCGAAGAGGCAAUCGUCUGUCCAGUACUCGAUGCCUAACCAGCCUAUCGCCCCUUCAUGCAUGUUUUCUUCAAAUCCCUUUUCUUCAGGGGAUCCGACAAAUCCAUUUCUUUGA
Messenger RNA from Oikopleura dioica, 1233 nucleotides. NCBI's taxonomy places the organism in Eukaryota, Metazoa, Chordata, Appendicularia, Copelata, Oikopleuridae. The record is from the annotation of a GenBank genome assembly.